GAAAUAUAAUUAAAGCUGUCCUGAAUUCAGGAGCUACAGUUAGUAUUAUACCUGAUAAAUUAAGAAAGAUAUUAGGAAUCCCAAUCAAUGUUCCUUCCAAAGUGAUAGUAAUUAUAGCUAAUG
Molecule: messenger RNA, 123 nt
Organism: Diversispora eburnea
Lineage: Eukaryota; Fungi; Glomeromycota; Glomeromycetes; Diversisporales; Diversisporaceae
Source: the annotation of a GenBank genome assembly